Leptopilina boulardi is the source of this 2552-nucleotide messenger RNA. RefSeq lists its product as uncharacterized. The coding region runs from base 890 to 2116 and encodes 408 amino acids. The transcript has 7 exons. The record is from RefSeq and is a predicted model, not a curated record. Lineage: Eukaryota; Metazoa; Arthropoda; Insecta; Hymenoptera; Figitidae.
UAACUGGUAUAUUAUGUUAUCAUAAUUAUAGUAUAAAUGUAAGUAGAUACAAGAUUUUUUCGCAGACGAUCUUUAAUAAAUAUUCAAGACAACAUGUUCAACAUCCGAGAGAAAUAUAAUAUUUUUAAAUGUUAUAAACAAUUAUUCAAUUUUGACAAAUCUUUACAUAUAUAAGGAUAAAUUUGGAAUGAGUAAUCAUCUGAAUCCAAUUUUAAGUGAUGAAAAACAUAAUUUCCUGAAAAAUUCUCAAAAAACUAUUGAUAAUUUUAAUGAAGAUGAUAAAAUUUUUCCCAAUAAGGAUACACCAACAUAUCUGCUUGGAAAUGUCCCAAUACCACCAAAUCUUCCGAAUGGACCUACAUCAUCUCAGGAUUUAGGUUUCAAUGAAAAUUAUAAAAAAAUUACUUCCAAAUAAGUUUUGUUUUAACUAAUUUAAAAUUUAUUAAAUAAUUAUUAUUAAAAAAUUAACAUAAAUUAAAUUAUAGUAAAGUCUUUUUAGCGAAGAUUACGAUUGAAAAAUAAAGUUCAAAUGAAUUUUUUUUGUUGAGAUAAUUUUCUAAUUUUCGUAAAUCUAUAGAAGUGAUUUUUAAUUUUAAAAAAAUAUUCUUAGACUACACACAUAUGUUAAAUAUUUUUGUAAAUAAAGCAAUAUAUUUCUAAAAAUAAAUUAAAAUUUCUAAAUUCCUUAUUUCUAUUUCUGUUGUAUUAAAAAAUGAAAUUUCCCAUUGUAAUUGUUCAAAAUUCAUAUUUGGCAAAACAUGGUAUAAUAUACAAGUUGUACAAGCACCUAUGAAGAUUAAUCAAUUUCAGAGGUCGACAAUCAUUUGAAUAGAAAAAGAAUUAGUUUUUAAUUUAUUGAAUUCUUCAACUUUCGAUUUUAUUAUAUAUAAUGGACUGUGGAAUUUUGUCGUAUUUUAUUGUUUCCAUAUGUUUAACACAUAUUUUUGCAAGAUCUCUUAAUCACAUUCAUUUUGACGUGACGCCAAUAAAAUUAACAAAAACCCUAUCUACCUUACCACAUUCUAUUGAAAAAAUUGAUCAACACUUUUGGUCAAAUUCUCCAUCACAAGAACAAAAACAUUCGACAAAAUUGGGACAUUUUUCUAAACAUUAUAAUGAAGAAUCAAAUUUAAUUGAAAAUCAAAAUAAAUAUCAAUCUUCGAUUAUAAAUCCAAUUGAAAAUUAUUCAACGUUGUUUGAAUUGCCUAAAAAUCUUUCGAAAACAGAUAAAAUAACUGAAGGAACAAGAGCAGUAGAUGAGAAAAUUUUUGAUGAACAAUCUAGAGAAACUGAAAAUCGUUUAGAAAAAUUAAUGGAUAAAAAUUCUGAAAAAAAUUCUAAAGUUGAAAAAGUUUCUGAUAUGAAAAAAACAUCAAAAAGCAAUAGCGAAAUUGAUAUAAGUGAUCUUAUAAUUUUGGAUGAAUUAUCCGAAAAAUUAAAUGAUAAAUCAGUAUUUCAACAGGAAUUUUUACCAAAAACGGCAAAAUUAUUUUCACCAAUUCAUUCAACAGGGAAUGAUAUUUUUAAAGUUCCUUUUUUAAAAAGUGGAUUUUUGUUAAAUAAACAAAAACACAGUUCAAUUGAAAAUAUUAAAAACACUAGUAACAAACAAAAAGAUGUUGACUUUGAUGAAAGUAAAAUUAAAAAUCAACCUAAAGAUGAUUUAAUCAGUUUUGAUAGUAGAAAUCCUAUUUUAUUGUUUAAUAAUCCAAAAAAGAUGAUGCACCACUUUCAUCAGUCUCUUGGAAAUAUUUUUAAAUCUGAAAAUUCAAUUGACAAAUUUUCAUCAUUAAAACCUGAACUUGCAAUGACUACAAUUUUUAUUUCACCCAGUGAGACUGAUUCUAAAAUGGUUGAAAAAAUUUUCAGAACAAUAGGAGAACCUCUUUUCAUGCAAGAUGUUAGAACUGAUAAUAAAGAGGAAAAUAUAAUAAAUAUUUCAAAUGAAUUGGAUCAAGAUAGAGGAAAAAAUGAAACAAAGUCUAAGAAAGAAAAUGAAAAUUUAUUUCAUGAAGAACAGUCGAAAAAUAAUUAUCCAAAUUUUUAUCAAUUUUUAGAAAAGUUUAGCGAAAAAAUUUUUGGAACUGCCAUGAAAUAUGAACUAUUUAAUCAUUAGAUGACUCCAUCGCAAAGUUAAAGAGAUAUAUAUCAUCAAAGAAAAUAUUUGAAAAAUUAAUAUGUGUAUUAAAAAAAUAAUUGAUUACUUCAAAAUAAAGAUGAUUUAAAUUUCUGCUAUUAAUUUCAUUAAAAUAUUAUAUGUAGGUAUAUUUUUUAUAUAUGUGACGCGAUCUGAAGAAAAGGAGCUUAGAAGCAAAAAAUUAUAGGUUACGUUUAGAAAUUUUAAAGUGAAAAUACACAAAGACGUUCAACUCGUAAUGCAAACUAAUGAUAUUUAGGUCUUCAUUGCAUCCAAAAUAUUCAAUAAAAACUGAUUUCAGUUUUACAAAAACAAAAAUAAACUUUUAGUUCAAGUAAAACUAUUGUAAACAUAACCAAUAAUUCAUUUGCUUCUAAGGUCCCUUUCUUCAGAUCGCGUCACAUAUUUAUUUUUA